AUGUGAAGACAGAGUGAGAAGACAGCCACUUACAAGCCAACGGGAGAGGCCUCAGAAGAAAUCAGCCUGGUGACGGCUUGAUCUCGUACUUCUAGCCUCCAGACCUCCUCACGCCGGCCUCAUCUUCGCCCAACCGACCCCACCUGGAGUCCUAUGGCCAACUGCGAGUUCAGCCCGGUGUCCGGGGACAAACCCUGCUGCCGGCUCUCUAGGAGAGCCCAAGUCUGUCUUGGCGUCUGUCUCCUGGUCCUCCUGAUCCUCGUCGUGGUGGUCGCGGUGGUCCUCCCGAGGUGGCGCCAGCAGUGGAGCGGGUCGGGCACAACCAGCCGCUUUCCUGAGACCGUCCUGGCACGAUGCGUCAAGUACACUGAAGUCCAUCCUGAGAUGAGACAUGUAGACUGCCAAAGUGUAUGGGAUGCAUUCAAGGGUGCAUUUAUUUCAAAAUAUCCUUGCAACAUUACAGAAGAAGACUAUCAGCCACUAGUGAAGUUGGGAACUCAGACCGUACCUUGCAACAAGACUCUUCUUUGGAGCAGAAUAAAAGAUCUGGCCCAUCAGUUCACACAGGUCCAGCGGGACAUGUUCACCCUGGAGGACAUGCUGCUAGGCUACCUUGCUGAUGACCUCACAUGGUGUGGAGAAUUCAACACUUUCGAAAUAAACUAUCAAUCUUGCCCAGACUGGAGAAAGGACUGCAGCAACAACCCUGUUUCGGUAUUCUGGAAAACGGUUUCCCGCAGGUUUGCAGAAACUGCCUGUGGUGUGGUCCAUGUGAUGCUCAAUGGAUCCCGCAGUAAAAUCUUUGACAAAAACAGCACUUUUGGGAGUGUGGAAGUCCAUAAUUUGCAACCAGAGAAGGUUCAGGCACUAGAGGCCUGGGUGAUACAUGGUGGAAGAGAAGAUUCCAGAGACUUAUGCCAGGAUCCCACCAUAAAAGAGCUGGAAUCGAUUAUAAGCAAAAGGAAUAUUAGAUUUUUCUGCAAGAAUAUCUACAGACCUGACAAGUUUCUUCAGUGUGUGAAAAAUCCUGAGGAUUCUUCUUGCCUAUCUGGGAUCUGAGCCAGUUGCCAUGGUGGUUUUAGCUCCUUGACUCCUUGUGGUUUAUGUCAACAAUACAUGACUUGGCCUACUUGCUGGUGCAGAGCUGAAGAUUUUGGAGGGUCCUCCACAAUAAGGUCAAUGCCAGAGAUGGAAGCCUUUUUCCCCAAAGUCUUAAAAUAACUUGUAUCAUCAGCAUAGCUUUUAUUGUGAUCUAUCAAUCGUCAAGACAAAUUAUUGUAUAAGAUUAGAAUGAAAAUUGUGUAUUAAGUUACUUCAUUUGAUUCUCAUGUGAUCCUUUUAUGUUGUUUAUAUGUUGGUAACAUCCUUUCUACUGAAAAAUGACCACACCAAACCUCUCUUACUAGAACAGUCAAGUGAAGAAUAACGAAUGCUCAAGUUUUUCAGAAAGCAUUACAUUUCCAAAUGAAUGACCUUGUUGCAUGAUGUAUUUUUGUACCCUUCCUACAGAUAGUCCAACCAUAGACUUCAUGGCCAUGGGUGAUGUUGGUGAAAAUUACUCUGUAGGAUAUAAGCUACCCAUAUACUUGGUGCUUUACCUCUAACCCUUCCAACAGUGCUGUGAGGUUGGUAUUAUUGAAUUUUUUAGAUGAGAAAAUAGGAACUCAGAGAGGUUAUAUAUUUAAGUUGGUGCAAAAGUAAUUGCAAGUUUUGCCAUUGGAAGGAAUGGCAAAACCACAAUUACUUUUGCACCAACCUAAUAAUUUGCUGUAAGUCCUACAUUUAGUAUCAGGCUAGAGACUGAAUCUGAACUCAACUCUGUCCAACUCCAAAAUUCAUGUGCUUUUUCCUUCUAGGCCUUUCAUACCAAACUAAUAGUAGUUUCUAUUCUCUUCCAACAAAUGCAUGUUGGAUUAAAUUGACUAGAAUGGAAUCUGGAAUGUAAUUCUUCUGGAUGGCUCCAAAACACGUUUUUCUUCCCCUGUCGUCCUCCUCCUCUUCAUGCUCAGUGUUUUAUAUAUGUAGUAUACAGUUAAAAUAUGCUUGUUCCUGAUACUGGUAGCUUAUGUUUUCUCUCUUUUUUCAUGGAUUAACCUUGCUUGAGGGCUUUAACAAUUGUAUUACUUUUUCAAAGAACCAAGCUUUAGCUUCAUUGAUUUUUUUCUAUUUAAUUGGGUUUUGCUCUCCCUUUAUCAUUGGAAACAUAGAAAUGCUUUCUAAUUUCUUUGGGUAGAUUUACUUAUUCAGCUUCUUGAGAUGGAAGUUUAGAUCAUUGAUCCUGCAGCUUGUUUUCUUUUUGUAUACAUAGAUUUUAGGACGAUACAUUUUCCUUUGAGCUCUGCUUUAGCUGCAGCUCUUAUGUUUUGAUAUGCCUCUCUUUAUUAUCCUUCAGUUAAAAAUAUCUUUCAGUGCAUUGUUAUAUAGAAAUAUGUGCUUAGUUUUUAACAUCUGGAGAUUUUCUAGUUUUGAAAAAACAAGCCAGGCAUGGUGGCUCACACCUGUAUCCCCAGCAUUUUGGGAGGCCUAGGCAGGAGGAUAGCCUGAACCUAGGAGUUUUUACACCAGCCUGAGCAAAACAGUAAGACAUUAUUUCUUUAAAAAAAUUACCUGACUAUGGUGUUGUGCACCUGUAGUCCCAGCUACUCCAGAGCCUGAGGUGGGAGGAUUGCUUGAGCUUGGGAGGUUGAGGCUGCAGUGAGCUGUGAUCACACCACUGCACUCCGGCCUGGGUGACAGAGUGAGACCCUGUCUCAAAAAAAACAAAAAUAAAUAAAAUAAACCAUAUGUGUGGAAUAAAGAAUUAAUAAGUUAAUUUGAGACUCCUUUGGGGAAUGACCACAAUUUAUUGAACAUAGCCUAAAUGUUGGAGUCAGGCAUUUCUGGAUUCAUAUUUUGACAUCAUGCUGUCAUCUUGACCAAAAUACCUAAACUUUCUGACCUUCAGCUUCCUUGCCACUCAAAUAAGGAUUACAAAACUUUCCCCUGUUAAAAUGUGGUAAGUACUAAAGAUGACAGCAAAAAUGGAGUCCAGCACAGAGCUUCCUAAAUAAGCAAGCACUCAACAGUGCUGCUUCCUUUCUACCUCCCCUGCUUGACAAUCCAGUUUCCCACAGGAGCCUUUGUAGCUGUAGCCACCAUGAUCGGUCCAGGGAUUCUUCAAUAGCCCCUUCUCCCCUUGCAGACAUCCUCGUGGGAGUUUAGUCUCGGCUCGACAUGAGGAUAGGAGUUUGGGACCAGUUCUGAGUGACAUUCAGACUUGCCCAAAGUUGCCAUUAGCUCCCCCUGCAGAAUGUCUUCAGAAAUGGGGCCUGGUCAGUCUACCUGGUGACCUGGCAGUUUUCCUCUUAAGACCCUUUCCACUUUGGUUGCUGCUUUCUGGGCUCAUCGUGUCCUUGCUCAACAGGAUACCCCUUGAAGUGGCUGCCUGGGUCACAUCCCCUUCCAAACAAGAAAUGGAAAUAUUAGAAAUCAAUUUUUGAAAUUUCCCCUAAGGAGACUCAUUUGAGUGUUCAAGUUCAGAGCCAGUGGAGACCUUAGGGGAGGCUGGUCACAAGGUUUUUGCACCGUGCUGUAGAGGGCCCCAGGGAGCUACAGAGGUGGUGAGGGGCUGGGUGCUCUUUUCUCCGUGCAGGACCUUGUAUGUCUAUCUUCAUUAUCAUGAUGCCUCAUCUCUACCUCCUUUCCCCCUGUAGUUCCAACGUGGGUAUCUUUGCCAUCUCUGACCCGAAGGACUUUCUGACCUACAUGUAUAAAUACCCCCUCACAAUAUGUAUUACUCUUCUUAUAAGUGACUUCUCCACUGGAUUACUGGUUGCUCAUACACCUAUUUUACUUGUAAAUCUACUACUCGCUGUCUCCCUACUCCAUUCUCAUUUGCUGUAGAAAAUUCUGUUACCAUCCUAACUUUCACCCACCAUCAUGCUUACCCAAAGGCUGUGGGAAUGACCUGGGCCCUAAUGCCCCUUUUCUAAGUUCCUAAGGCUCACCGUUUUCCUAUUGUAAUGGUUCUUGACCUUAUAAUGUUUGAGGCAUAUUUUCAAAUAUCAUCCUUUGAUUUCAGAUGGAAUACUUGAAAAGACACACACACACACACACAUAAGUGCAUAUGACUGUAUAUACACACAUACACACACGUGCCUGUAUACAGCCGUAUGAUAUAUAUACAAACACGCACACACAUGCCUGUAUACAUCUUCUGUCACUUAACAAUGGGAAUAUGUUCUGAGAAAUGCAUCAUUAGAUGAUUUUGUCAUUAUGUGAACAUCAUAAGAGUGUACUUAUACAAACCUAGAUGGUAUAGCCUACUACACACCCAGGCUACAUGGUGUCACCUAUUGCUUCUAGGUUACAAACCUAUACAGCAUGUGACUGUACUAAAUACUGUGGGCAAUUUUAACCCAAUGGUAAAUGUUUGUGUAUCUAAACAUAGAAAAGGUACAGUAAACAUGCAGUAUUAUAAUCUUAUGAGACCAUCAUCAUAUAUGUGGUCCAUCAUUUGGUCCAUCAUUGGCUGAAAAGUGGUUAUGCGGCACAUGACUGUAUAUAUACUUUCCUGUUACAAAAACAGUGUCUCUCAAUCCACAGUAAUUGCAGUAUUCAGUAGGUCUACUUUAGCCCUGAGUCAUCAUUUGUGUCAAAGUGUUUAGUGCCAUGUCCAGGUCUCUCAUGUAACUGGAAGAGCUAUCAAAUAUUUUGGCAAAACACAUUGUUUCUUUGGCUUUGUCUUGGCAACUUUCUGUGCCUUUUGUAGCUCUUGUCUGGAAGAAGCUCAACCCUUGUCUGCACACUGUGAUACAAGGGGGACAGCCUCGACUUACUUCUUGGUGCCUUAGUCCUCCUUAGAACAAUUCCUAAAUCUGUAACUUAAGUUUCUCAGGAAGAUUCCAUACUGCACAGAAAAACUGCUUUUGUGGGUUUUUAAAAGGCAAGUCGUUAUAUGUGCUGGAUAAUUUUUAUGUAUGACAGAUAAAAAUUGUAUAAAGUAAAAUAUUAAAGUACACCUAGAAUACUGUAUAACUUUGGGUCAUUUUAUCAACACAUUGCUAAUCCAGAUAUUUUCCCACAGUUUUUCUUAGAAUAACAAAGCAAUUAAUUUACUUAUACUAUGAAGGUCAUCAUUUUAAUAUAUAUUUUAAGCAAUCCACCAAGAACUCAGUAGGCAGCUGAGAGGUGCUGCCCAGAGAGGUGGUGAUUAGCUUAGCCUUAGCUCACACACAAAAGCACAACAGACUUUGGACUAUCCCCUAACAGGGCAUUUACUCUUGAACUUGAUUCAGAGAGGCACACAUUACCAUUCUCUAAUCAGAAUGCAAGUAGCAUAAGGCAGUGGAAACUAUGGAAUUAAGAGGCAGGUGAUGCAUUGGGCAAGUUUAUUAACAUCUGUGACUCUUUAGUUUGAAAUAUAUUUGUAACAGACAAAAAUGAAUUAUACAAACAAUAAA
Messenger RNA from Macaca mulatta (Rhesus monkey), 5441 nucleotides. The record is from RefSeq and is a predicted model, not a curated record. NCBI's taxonomy places the organism in Eukaryota, Metazoa, Chordata, Mammalia, Primates, Cercopithecidae.